Lichtheimia ornata is the source of this 1050-nucleotide messenger RNA. RefSeq lists its product as uncharacterized. The coding region runs from base 1 to 1050 and encodes 349 amino acids. NCBI's taxonomy places the organism in Eukaryota, Fungi, Mucoromycota, Mucoromycetes, Mucorales, Lichtheimiaceae. The transcript is spliced from 5 exons. The record is from RefSeq and is a predicted model, not a curated record.
AUGGCCAUCCUUGCAUUGGCCAUUGCAUGUAUUAUUUCCUCAACAUCAGCCUUACGACUUGGAGAACAAUGUGACGCUACUCCGCUUUACACAGCAACAUGGCAAUACGACGACUCUUGUGAAAACAUUUAUCUAUUUUGCGAUCCAGCAACAAACACUUGCAAUUAUCGAGGAUGUACAAACAGUGAUUAUCUCCAAGGAUGGGAUACAGCUGUUCAUCCCUUCCCACAGCGGUGUAGGGGCGACACCUACUGCCCUGAUGAUAAUUCAGCAUGCAAACCAAAGCUCCAACCUGGUGAAAAAUGCCAAUUGCAACGAGAUGACGAGUGUGCAGGCACCAAUCCCAUUUGUUUGAAUGCCACAUGCUAUAUCAAGGCUGCACCACUUGGUGGUGCCUGUGGCGCUGAUACGACCAUGUAUGUAACCUAUGACCGAGACGACUACGCCAUCCGACAAAUCAUUAUCCGUGACAACUGUACCGAUGGCACCUAUUGCAUGAAUGAAAAAUGUAUCGAAUCCAAAGAAAAUGGAGCCACAUGUGAGCAAGAUCGUGAAUGCCUUUCCGCUUAUUGCAAUACGGAUGGACUUUGUGUCAAUGGCCCCGAUGUUUUCCAUACGAUUCCCAACUGGCUGUGGGCGGUUGUUGGUGUGGCUAUUGUUGUCUUUGUGCUCAUCAUUUUGGUCUUGCUGUGGUUCUUGCACCGAUAUCAAUCCCGCAAAGAGCAUGCCAAGAUUACAAAGUUUUUCGGCGACAAUGAAGAGUUUGCCAAAUAUGCCAUGCUCGAAAAUGAUGAUAUGCCAUUGGUAGGUGGCGGUCAACCUGCUGGCAUGGAUAGUCGUACGAGCGUUGUCUACUUGGCUACUCCGGAUUAUAAUCAUUCAGCUGCCUUAUCCACUCAUGCAGGCCGCAAGAGCUUCCGUAACUCAUCCACAUCCCGUUUCCUCGAUUCGAAUGUAUCUUUACCAGCAGCAGGCCGUGAUUCAGGAUCACUUCCACCUUCACGCUCACAAACUCCUGAUCGUGCACGUACCCCUGAUAAUCAUUUUUAA